This is a messenger RNA of Lactuca virosa, 3128 nucleotides long. NCBI's taxonomy places the organism in Eukaryota, Viridiplantae, Streptophyta, Magnoliopsida, Asterales, Asteraceae. The record is from the annotation of a GenBank genome assembly.
AUGUACUCACAGCUGGACCAUUUUGCCCCUCAUAACUGGACCAUUUUGCCCCUCACAGCUGGACCAAUUUGUCCCUGUUGUUAUCCUCAGUUUGGUAUAAUGAUUCACAGAUGGAUUAUAAGGAUUGCAAUUGUUCUGGUCAUAUUCUUCACGGAAUCACAAAUCAUCAACAAAUUUACAUGCAAUCAAAACUUUGAUGUGAACCUAGAUGAACAUCUACAGCUCCUUCUCGCAAUCACUCGUCAUCGUAUUUUCAUCAUCACGCUACCCUUGAUCCUUCAUCUGCAAAAAACAUGGAUACUUAUUAACAGAGAAUGCCAAGAACCAACGAAACCGAUCGGAAUUUCGAGAGAGAAAAACAUACACACAUUGGAUACACAUAGUGAUUUGAUUUCGAUCAAAAAUGGGUUUCAUGUCUGGGAUGUUUCUUGGGGCUUUAUUUGGAAUUGGGAUUAUGGUGGGUUGGCGUCAUAUGAUGAGACAAAGAAGCAAAAAUCGUACUUCCAAGGUGACAUAAAGCUCCUGGGGUCUCUUGAUAGAGAAGAUUUAAAAAAACUUUGUGGUGAUAAUUUUCCUGAAUGGAUAUCGUUUCCUGUUUAUGAGCAGGUGAAAUGGCUUAACAAACAACUAAGCAAACUGUGGCCGUAUGUUGCCGAAGCUGCUACGAUAAUAAUUAGAGAAUCUGUUGAACCUAUAUUGGAAGAGUAUCGUCCAUCAGGAAUUUCAUCUUUGAAGUUUAGCAAACUUUCUCUUGGAAGUGUGGCACCAAAAAUUGAAGGAAUCCGUAUUCAAAGCCCUAAGAAAGGUCAAAUAUCAAUGGACAUGGAUUUUAGAUGGGGUGGUGAUCCAAAUAUUGUUUUAGGAGUCGAAGCUGCAGGUGUUGCUUCAUUACCUAUUCAGGUAAACAACCGGUUACCCGGUUAUACUUACCCCACCCAUCGUCAUCUUCAUCCCCAUACAUCCUUCUUCUGUUCACCAUUCUUCUUCUUCUUUUCUGGUGUAAUGAAACAAACCACGUUGGUCUCCCUUCCUCUUCAUUCUGAAUGUUUCCCCCAGCCACCAUGAAACCUAGGAAAAGAGUGUUGGAGCUCCUCUAAAAUCGCCUCCUUAGAUUCGCCAUCAACAUCAUCUACAACCAGAGUCGGUCCACCGGCGUAGCUCCACCCCCUGACAUCGACGCAUAUCCUUAUAUCUUCAUUAUACACAUAAACCUUGCCUCCCUUUCUUCUGUUUACCUGACUCCAUCAAAAUCAUCCACAAUUUUUGAAGAUUAGGGCUUGUGGCUGAUCAGAGUUUUCUUCCUCCACCGGCGGAUCGAUCUCAUCCACCAUCUUUCCCUUCUAAUUCUCCAGAUUGAUAUAAGGAGCUUCCCAGUUGCCGUCAUGCUCAAACUCAUCGGGUUUCAUCAUUGAAAUUAAUGAAUCCUAAAGAACCUCAAGUGGCUGCAACAGUAAAAUAUGAAUCAGAGCAAAGGGGUUCAUCGUCUGCUCAUCACAUUCAUCACCUUAUUCAUAUCUUGGAGUCAAGGCGGCACUUGUUCAUCACCUUCAUUGCCUGAUUAAGACCUCUUCGUCGUCGAUAACACACCCAUUUUGGGCUUUACCAAUAUCUAAUUUGUGAUUAAAUACAACACACAUAACGUAUGAUUUGGUACUGAUUUGUAUGUUAUGCAUGUAAUUUUGUGUUCCUUUGUAUUUCCAUGAUGACCAUGGUGAAUGAGGAGGAAAGUAUCACAGGAGGUAAGUUUAGAUAUGGGCAAGAAUGAGAGGUGGUGGUGGACCAUGUCAAUGUAGAUAUGGUGGUGAUGGUGGUUUUCAGUUAUGGUAACAGUGGUGGAUUUCAGGUGUGUGAGGUUUUUGUAAAAAAUGAUGAACAUAUUUGAAGAAGACGACGAACAGGUCUGAAUGGGUUAUGUUUGAUUCAAUGGUUUCAACUUCAAUGAGUUAAAUGGGUUAUGUGUGUGUUACCGGCAGUUGACUUGGAAACCCUCUAAAAGGGCAUAAAUGCAAAAAUUAAAUCAAAUAUCCGGUUUUAAUGAACACAAAAGACACCAAAGGUUGAAGGAUCUUCAAGUUUUUACAAUUAUUCGUGUGAUUUUCCAACUUUCUGAGGAAAUUCCUUGCAUCUCUGCUGUUGUUGUGGCUUUACUUUCUGAGCCAAAGCCAAGAUUCGAUUAUACAUUGAAGGCUGUUGGUGGAAGUUUAACAGCCAUUCCUGGACUUUCGGACAUGAUUGAAGAUACAGUAACUUCAAUUAUUACAGAUAUGCUUCAAUGGCCACACAGAAUUGUUGUCCCCCUUGGUGGUAUACCUGUAGAUACAAGUGAUUUGGAGCUUAAACCACAAGGAAAGCUCAUGUUAACAGUUGUGAAGGCACAUAAUUUAAAAAAUAUGGAAAUGAUGGGAAAAUCUGAUCCGUAUGCAGUUGCAUUUAUUCGGCCACUUGAAAAAUUCAAAACCAAAGUCAUUGAGAACAACUUGAAUCCUGUUUGGAAUCAAACAUUUCAUCUCACUGUGGAAGAUAGAGAGACCCAAUUUGCUGUUGUUGAGGUUUUUGAUGAUGAUAUUGGAGCUGACCAGCGGUUGGGCAUAGCAAAAUUACAGUUGAUUGAUCUUCAACCUGAAAUUGAGAAGGAACUUGAAUUAAGACUACAACCUUCCCUUGAUAUGAUGAAGAUCAAAGAUAAGAAGGAUAGAGGAACUAUUACAAUCAAGGCAAGGUAUCAUCAAUUCACGAAAGAAGAACAAGAUGCAGCAUUAGCAGAAGAGAAGAGGGCACUUGAAGAGAAAGAGAAAAUGAGAAACGAAGGUGCCAUUAAUAGCACCAUGGAUGCCAUUGAUGAUCCCACACACGUGGAUAAAUGAGCUUGAGACAAUAUUCAAGUAUCGACUACAUGUAAAUUUUGUUGCAUAGGAGAUUAUGAUUUCUCACUUCUUUGAGAUGCGCCUUUUACAUAAAUGAAUUUUCUUUCUGUCUUGUUUAUUAUUGUCGCUUUACCAAUGAUAUUAUGUAUACGGAUGAUUUGUCUCAAUUGUAUAACAUUCAUUUUAACUAGUGUUAUACCCGUCUGGUGGUCGGGUUGACCGAUGUAAAAAUUAUAGAUCGAUUUUACUUUCUUUUAUAGUGUC